Pieris macdunnoughi is the source of this 516-nucleotide messenger RNA. NCBI's taxonomy places the organism in Eukaryota, Metazoa, Arthropoda, Insecta, Lepidoptera, Pieridae. The record is from the annotation of a GenBank genome assembly.
AUGAAUGGUAAAAAGCGCUGUGAAAAGGGAACUUUCUCGCCAGACGGAAUGCGAGCCGAAAUCUUAAAUCCAUUUGUGCACAAGUUGGAGCUAGACAACGUUUAUGAUAAAAUACGCACGGCAAUUUUCACGGUCAUCCUGCUACCGUUCCGUGUGAUCGUCAUUUGUUACCUGAUCGUGACCGCCUGGUUCCUGGCCUGUGUCGGCCUUUACGGCCUCAGUGAAGACGACCUUAGAAAAAAACCUAUGACAGGAUGGAGAAGCAAGCUACGUUUCUACAUUCUAUCUCUCAUGAGAUUGGUGGUGGUAGCUGCUGGUUUCCAUCGAGUGAAGGUGUUGGGGCUGGAGCGCAUGGCCAGGGGCCGUGAAGCACCAGUAGUGGUAAUGGCACCGCACUCCAGUUUCUUUGACGCCAUUGCAAUCGUGGUUCUUGGCGCGCCCAGUGUGGUUGCGAAAGCGGAUACAGCCAAACUACCCUUCAUUGGACGUAUGUUCAAAGUGGCGUUCGAUUUUUAA